This is a messenger RNA of Corylus avellana, 696 nucleotides long. RefSeq names its product histone H2AX. Gene Ontology annotation, molecular function: protein heterodimerization activity; DNA binding; structural constituent of chromatin. Gene Ontology annotation, cellular component: nucleosome. NCBI's taxonomy places the organism in Eukaryota, Viridiplantae, Streptophyta, Magnoliopsida, Fagales, Betulaceae. The record is from RefSeq and is a predicted model, not a curated record.
UGCAUCUCACAUUCGUUCUAGCUCACUCACCCGAUCAACGAAAACCAAAACUCUUUCAAAACCCCAACCCCUAAACAAACCCACCAUGUCUUCCGCAGCGGCGACAACCACCAAGGGCGGCAGAGGCAAGCCCAAGGCCACCACAUCGGUCACCAGGUCCCAGAAGGCCGGUCUUCAAUUCCCAGUCGGCCGGAUUGCCCGGUUCCUCAAGACCGGGCGAUAUGCUCAGCGGGUCGGAUCUGGGUCCCCUGUCUACCUCUCCGCUGUCCUCGAAUACCUUGCUGCAGAGGUGCUGGAGUUGGCUGGAAAUGCUGCGAGGGACAACAAGAAGAGCAGGAUUAUUCCCAGGCACAUUCAACUCGCUGUGAGGAACGACGAGGAGUUGAGCAAGCUCAUGGGGUCUGUUACCAUCUCCCAAGGCGGUGUUCUUCCUAACAUCCAUCAAAAUCUUCUGCCCAGGAAGGUUGGGAAGGGAAAGGACGAGAUUGGGUCUGCGUCUCAGGAGUUUUAGGGUUUUAUAGUUCGUACAUGGAAAUUGGGCUUCUUUUUGGAUUUGUUGUUUUUGAUGCCUUUUGGGUUUGAUAACUUGUAAUGAAAUAGCCUAUGUCGGUGAUGUAAGUACAGGAUGGUGAUUAGGUUCUUUAGCCCUCUACUCUGGUACUAUUUGCUUGAAAUGAAAAAUGAAAUUUUUUGUCA